Ruditapes philippinarum (Manila clam) is the source of this 1305-nucleotide messenger RNA. RefSeq lists its product as uncharacterized. Lineage: Eukaryota; Metazoa; Mollusca; Bivalvia; Venerida; Veneridae. The coding region runs from base 1 to 1305 and encodes 434 amino acids. The record is from RefSeq and is a predicted model, not a curated record. The transcript is spliced from 3 exons.
AUGGCCGUUUCAGGACGUAAACAAGUAGACCUGCUAGGAUCAGUAGCAGCAGGAUCAACGGAAGACUUCGAUCACUGUUGUGAGCCAUGUCUUACCACGGGUCAACGUGUCGCAGAUGGGAAUGAGUUCGAUGACGUCAUGAAGAAGCUCGACGAAAAAUUAAAAGAAGCAUCAGAAAUUUCGAAGAAGGCUAAAAGCAGUAGAAGCAACAUAAAUGAUUACAAUAAAGAAAUCAUCAAGGCCAUCACUGAAUUCCGAAAAGAAAUAAACGACCGCCUGGAUCUGAUGCAAAAAGAUGCUUUAAAUAAUGCCGAGGAAAUAAAGUCCAACACCAACAAAAUUAUUCAACAUGUCCUUGAUAAAUGCGAAAAUAUGAUUUCCGGAAUAAAAUGCUUGCAAUCAAGUCUGCAUGCAAGCAAAUCAACUUAUCAAGACGGUCAACUCUACAUUGACAUGAAACGGGCAGAAUCUACGCUGAAAUCAGAUGAAUUAAUUGAUGCAGAACAAACAUUAUUGCAUACCAAUAUGCACUACUCAUUUCAACGAAAUGCUGAACUCGAAACAUUGUUCUGUAAAAAAAUGGUCUUCGGAUGUGCAGUUCUCAACACAAAUAAAUUAGUUCUAGCUGAUUACACCAACCAUAAGGUAAAAUUGAUAUCUAUAGAGAACAGACUUGUGAAAGAUGAGAAAGCUCUAGACUCAGCGCCAUGUGAUAUUGCUGUAAUGUCUCAGGAACAGUUUGCUGUAACAAUGCCGGUAAACAAAGAAAUAGUUGUCAUGACAACAGACGACAAGCUAUCAUGUGUCCGCAGUAUUAAAGUAGAUAGGCCAUGCUAUGGUAUAGACUUUAAUCAAGAUCGUCUUUAUGUUGCUUGUUUGUAUCCUCCUAGUGUGAUUGUACUGAAUACACAAGGUGAUAUCCUGAAUGACAUCCCACUGAACGUUCUUUCAAAUUACUUUUUCCCGUAUAUUGCUGUGGGUAAGGAUUCCAAACUUCUGUAUAUCAAUGACCGUGGUAACAACAGUGUAGUGAGUGUAUCAUUACAAGGGGACGUUAUAGCUACAUAUACACAUACAGAUCUUAGAGAACCACAAGGAAUGUUGAUGUUAGAUGACGGGUCAUUACUUGUCUGCUGUUUUAGUAAUGGAACAAUUCAUAAAGUCAACGGAGACUUGAAGCAAGGGAAGAUAAUGUAUAAAGGUGAAGAUGAAGACCGUCUUCAAUCAAUAUGCUACAGUUCACGCUAUGCUGAGAUCUAUGUUGGUUGCAUUGGAGACCAGUUGAAAGUUUUUAACACACAAUGA